Messenger RNA from Carlito syrichta (Philippine tarsier), 1662 nucleotides. RefSeq names its product RAB26, member RAS oncogene family (gene RAB26). Gene Ontology annotation, molecular function: GTP binding; GTPase activity. The record is from RefSeq and is a predicted model, not a curated record. The transcript has 9 exons. Lineage: Eukaryota; Metazoa; Chordata; Mammalia; Primates; Tarsiidae. The coding region runs from base 109 to 879 and encodes 256 amino acids.
CCGCCGCCGCCGCCAGGGUUCGGGUCCGUGUCGGGCUUGGCGGGCUCGGGGAGCGGGACAGCCUGGGGCGCAGAGGCCGCAGCAGGAGCGCACUGAGCGCCCCCGGCCAUGUCUAGGAAGAAGACCCCCAAGAGCAAAGGGGGCAGCGCGCCCGCUGCCUCCGCGCUGCCCGCUGCCAACGGGCCCCGGCCGGCGCGUCCCGGGACUGCGCGCCCCAGCCCCGACGCGCAGCCCAACGGGCCCCAGCAACCCAGCCGGCACUCGCUUGGCGGCGGCGGCGACUUCUACGACAUUGCCUUCAAGGUCAUGCUGGUGGGGGACUCAGGCGUGGGGAAGACCUGCCUGCUUAUGCGCUUCAAGGAUGGCGCAUUCCUGGCAGGUACCUUCAUCUCCACCGUGGGCAUCGACUUCCGGAACAAAGUUCUGGACGUGGAUGGCAUGAAGGUGAAGCUGCAGAUGUGGGACACGGCUGGCCAGGAGAGGUUCCGCAGUGUCACCCAUGCCUACUACAGGGACGCUCAUGCACUGCUGCUGCUGUACGAUGUCACCAACAAGGCCUCUUUUGACAACAUUCAGGCCUGGUUGACAGAAAUCCAUGACUAUGCCCAGCACGAUGUGGUACUCAUGCUGCUGGCGAACAAGGUGGACUCUGCCCAUGAGCCUGCGGUGAAAAGGGAGGACGGGGAGAAGCUGGCCAAGGAGUACGGGCUGCCUUUCAUGGAGACCAGCGCCAAGACAGGCCUGAAUGUGGAUUUGGCCUUUACAGCCAUAGCAAAGGAGCUGAUGCAGCGCUCCAUGAAGGUUCCCAGUGAGCCUGGCUUCCAACUGCACGAUUACGUCAAGAGGGAGGGUCAGGGGGCUUCCUGCUGCCGACCCUGACCUGGCUGAGCGCAGCCCUUCUCUGGAGGAAGCAACCCAGCACCCAGAAGGUCUGCAGGUCCUUCUGACUUUGUCACCCAGAGGCCAACCCCAGGGUGCCUGUUUCCAGGACCCAAGGUGGAGCCUUGCCCUCUCCUCCUUCUACAGUGACCUAAAUCCUCAGUCCCAACAAGCAGGCCUCUGACAGCCAGCGGCCCACAGCCUCCCUGCAUUGGCUGUGGCCUGAAGGUUGCCCACAAGGCCUUCACAGGAGAUUGGUCUUGUGCCCAGGAGAGGAAGGAAGCCUGUAUUGUCCUUGCCAUGGUGAUCUGCUGCCCCCUGCUGGGCACAACCAGUUGAGACUGGGCCAUGGCAGCAGCAUAUAUGCAGUGCCCCUUAGAAAAACCAUGCCUUCACCGGCACACAUGGCUCAUGCAGCAGAGGGAGGGCUUUGCUAACCAGUACAUACAUUCGUGUCUCGGGAACCAUCUGCUUCCAGCCUACCCACUAGGAGGCUCUGGCUCAAACAUCGACAGGGUCUCCCUUCCCAUGACCUUGAAGGACCCCUGUGGCUUUAUGAUACAGCAAACAGCAUGUGGGGAUCACUGAUAGACCAAGAAACUACGACUGCCAGCCCAGCCUGUUGACCAGGGUACCAACUUGGUUAUGGCACUAGGCCUGGCCUGCUCACAGCAGAGGUCUGCGACUGUGAAGGACACUCCACCUUGCACUAAAAUCACCAAGUCGAUCUUCUGAUUUCAAGCCUUUGUUUUCAGUCCCAGUGAAUAAAGUUGUUUUCUGGAA